Aspergillus nidulans FGSC A4 is the source of this 2251-nucleotide messenger RNA. Its product is annotated as putative MFS multidrug transporter. Lineage: Eukaryota; Fungi; Ascomycota; Eurotiomycetes; Eurotiales; Aspergillaceae. The transcript has 4 exons. The coding region runs from base 263 to 2086 and encodes 607 amino acids. The record is from RefSeq and is a predicted model, not a curated record. Gene Ontology annotation, cellular component: membrane. Gene Ontology annotation, molecular function: transmembrane transporter activity. Gene Ontology annotation, biological process: transmembrane transport.
UCUCUUUUCUUUCUUUCACCUCUUCUCUCUGCUUCCCCGGCCCUCCCUCUUUUUAACAUCCGCUUCCCCCCGCUUUUUCCCUCUCUCGACUCUUUAUCUUCUCGUCAUUCCCCCAUCAUUGUCUCUGACUCUUCCUCGUUUUCGUCGACACUCCACCUUCCUGUUCCUCUACCCUCUCUCACGUCGACGCCGAUCUUUGCCUAACCCUCAUCUUGCGUGCUACAGUCCCUGGCCAGUGUCAUUGUUUGGUGAUUCAACCAAGAUGGCCUCGCCACUCUCCGAGAAGGAGAUUGAAACUUCGCAAAGACUGCGAGAGCCUGAAGCAUCCUCUACGUCUCAAGAUGAUGCAAUUAUCGAGACUGAGAAAAAUAAAGAUACAGCAGACCUCGACAGCAAAUCUCAGCUUCCCCGUGACCCUACGGCAGGUACUACUCUACAUCAAUUAGAGAACAAGCCUGGCGAGAAGAUCGAGUUGACCGAAGACGACUGCUAUGACCAACUCGGUUAUGCGUGGCCAAGCUGGAAGAAAUGGAUGGUCAUCUCAGUGAUCUUUCUCGUUCAGACUUCCAUGAACUUCAACACCAGUCUUUAUUCCAAUGCUCUUGUUGGCAUUUCAGAAGAGUUUGGCGUAAGCAUGCAAGCUGCGCGUUGUGGUGCAAUGAUAUUCCUUGUCCUGUAUGCCUUUGGUUGCGAGCUGUGGGCACCCUGGAGUGAGGAGCUUGGUCGCAAGCCGAUCCUGCAGGCGAGUCUCUUUCUUGUCAACGUCUGGCAGCUUCCUGUGGCACUUGCGCCCAACUUCGCCUCAAUCAUGGUUGGUCGUGCUCUGGGUGGUCUGAGCUCAGCUGGUGGUUCAGUGACCCUGGGAAUGAUUGCCGAUCUCUGGGAAGCGGAUGAGCAGCAGUAUGCUGUUGCUUGUGUUGUUUUUUCGUCUGUUGCUGGCUCAGUUAUCGGGCCUGUGGUAGGAGGAUUUGUCGAAGCGUACUUGCCAUGGCGCUGGAACAUUUGGAUUCAACUUAUCUUUGGUGGCUUCGUUCAGAUUGCACACUUGUUAUUCGUCCCCGAGACUCGGACUACCAUCUUGAUGGAUCGAAUUGCCAAGAAGAUGAGGAAGAGUGGUGAGAACCCGAACAUCUACGGACCCAAUGAGCUCGUCCCCUACAGCGAGCGCUUCUCGAUGCAGGAGAUUCUUGUUACUUGGAUCCGUCCCUUCAAGAUGUUCUUGACCGAGCCGAUUGUCUUGACACUUUCACUUCUGAGUGGCUUCAGUGACGCACUGAUUUUCAUGUUCAUCCAGUCCUUCGGCCUGGUUUACGACCAGUGGGGCUUUGGAACUGUUGCACUCGGGUUGUCCUUCAUUCCAAUUCUCGUGGGCUACCUCAUUGCGUGGUUUUCCUUCAUCCCAGCCAUUAAGAGAAACAUUAGGGAGAGACGCGAGAAGCCUGAUGAUGAGCAGGCUCAGUAUGAAUCCCGUCUCUGGUGGCUGCUCUGGACCGCUCCCUGCCUACCCAUUGGGUUGAUUGGUUUCGCUUGGACUAGUCUAGGACCCCCCAUUCAUUGGAUCGGCACCAUGGUAUUCUCUGCCAUCGUCGGUAUCGCCAAUUACAGCAUUUACAUGGCAACAAUCGACUACAUGAUCUGUGCCUAUGGGCCAUACUCGGCUUCCGCCACUGGCGGAAACGGCUGGGCGAGAGAUUUCCUUGCUGGUGUCUUGACGAUCCCUGCGACACCUUUCUUCCAGAACAUCGGCGGCAAGUACCAUCUCGAAUAUGCUUCUACCAUUCUCUUCUGCAUCUCGUUCCUCUUGGUCAUUGCCGUGUACGCUAUCUACUGGUACGGCCCGACACUCCGCAAGAGGUCGCCUUUCGCCCAACAGUUAUCGGACGCAAAGGCCGAACUACAAAGCCAUGGUGCAAUCCACACUGGCAGACUUUCACGCGUCCCGACAGGCUCGAGGGCAAACUCCUUUGCACGAUCGCAACAGAACUUGCGUAUCCGCCAAACACUGGGCAGCAGACAGAACAGCUUCGCGGCGUCACGUCCCACUUCGCGCAGUGCCUCUGCGCGACAGAGCUUCUCGGAGGUGUAAUGAAUUGCAAGGAUUCAAAAUCAUGACGAUGAUGAUGAAUGUGAUUUGACUUCGACGUGUGAGACCGAAUCAGUUAAGCCAUACCCGGAUAUUCCAACUUGGUCUCGUCACAGCAACUAGCUGCCCUGAAGUAACUCGUCCGGUCUCCUUGUCGACAAUUUCUCG